AAAGUUUUAUAAAAUAAAAUGUGAUAAAAAUAUUUUAUUUUAUCAAAUAAUUAAUAAAAAGAUACGAAUAAAUAAAAAUUAUCUUCAAAUAGUAAACAUGACAUUUAUUUUAAGAAGGAAGUAAUAAAAAAUUGGAACAAAAAAGCCCUUUUUUGGUAAAAUUUUGGAAUUGAUGGGGUAACGUGCAAAGCCGGAAAUAAUCAAAGGGCAUAAUAUGCAAUUUUAAAAAAUCAAUACUCGAACAGAGCAAUUUUCUACUUUCUAAAUUUGAUAUCGCCGGAAAUGGCCGCCUCGUCGCGCGCUUUCCUUUCCAUAUCCAGCCGCCGUUCAGCCACCAAAUCCUCCUCCUCCAGAAUACUCUCUCUCGCUUCCGCAGAGCCGUCGGAACUCCAGAUCGACGACAAUGCGGUCACCGCCGUCUGCAACUCCCUCCGCCGACGCCACACCUGGGAAACCCUAGCCAAGGAACUCAAUUCCAUCAAUCUCACGAACUCACUUGUCAGGAGAGUCCUCCUCAACCUCAAAGACACUUCCAAUGCAACGAAAGCUCUGAAUUUCUUCCACUGGUCAGGAAAAUCCGCCAGAUUCAACCAUGGCGUUCUGACCUAUUGCAUCACCAUUCACAUUCUCGCCAAGGCCAGGCUCGUAAAGGACGCCAAGGCAUUGCUCGAGUCGGUUUUGACCAAACCGGGUAAUUCUGAUGUUUUUACAGUUCUGGAUUCACUGCUCGAAAGUUACGAAACCAUUGAUUCUGUGCCAUUUGUGUUUGAUCUGUUCGUCCAAGUUUGUUCUAAGCUGAGACUUUUAGUUUUAGAUAGAGCUUUUGAUGUUUGUAAGAGCUUAGAUGAAAAUGGAUUUCUGCUUAGCGUUGUUAGCUAUAAUACUCUGCUUCACGUGCUGCAAAAAUCCGAGAACCAUAGAUUGGUUUGGGAUGUAUAUGGUCAUAUGAUUGCGAAAAGAGUAAACCCUAAUCAAACCACUGUCGAAACCAUGGUUAGUGCUCUCUGUAAAGAAGGGAGGCUGCAAUGGUUCGUGGAUCUCGUGGGUAGGAUUCACGGGAAGAGAUGUGGUCCCGGGGUGGUUGUGAACACUCGUUUGAUCCAUGGGAUGAUAGAAGAUGGGAGAACCGAAGAAGGGUUAGUUCUGUUGAAGAGAAUGCUGCAGAAGAAUAUGAUUGUUGAUACGGUUUCGUAUUCUUUGGUUGUUUUUGCAAAGGUGAAGACCGGUGAUUUGGAUUCCGCGUGGAACACGUACCACGAAAUGCUCAAGAGAGGUUUCCAAGGGAAUGCUUUUGUGUACCACAUUUUCAUCUCAUCACAUUGUGACAAUGGGGGAGUGGAUGAUGCCAUUGUGCUGGCGCGCGAAAUGGAAAAAGUCAACAUGAAACCGCUCCUCGAGACAUUCGAUAGUCUCCUAAAGGGGUGUUCGAACUCGGGAAGGGUAAACGAAAGCUUGGGUUUUUGCAAGAAAAUGGUGCAGAUAGGGUAUGUUCCUAGCCCUUGGGCUUUCAACGUAAUGACAGAAAAGCUCUGCGAAAAUGGCAUGGCGAAGGAGGCCGACCAGAUGUUGACUGUCCUGUUAGACAAAGGGUUUGUUCCGGACAAAAACGCUUACUACCAUCUUCUUGCUGGUCAUGCCAAGGAAGGUGACAUUGAUGGGGCACUCAAGCUUUAUUAUGAGAUGGAGUACAGGUCAAUCUCCCCUAACUCUUCUUGUUUUACUUGGCUGAUAAUUGGCCUUUGUAAAGUUGGGAGACUGAGUGAAGCAGAGAAAUUGUUGUGUUUAAUGAAAGCAAGAAGUUUAUCUCCAAGUUCUGAUCUCUGCAAAUUGUUGAUUUCUUGCCAAUUAGAGAAGGGGGAUCAAAGUAGAGCUGAUCAGCUGUAUAGAGAGAUGAUAUGAUGGUGAAUAAAUAAGGUUUUGAAUG
Messenger RNA from Cuscuta campestris, 1924 nucleotides. The record is from the annotation of a GenBank genome assembly. NCBI's taxonomy places the organism in Eukaryota, Viridiplantae, Streptophyta, Magnoliopsida, Solanales, Convolvulaceae.